Molecule: messenger RNA, 821 nt
Organism: Anoplophora glabripennis (Asian longhorned beetle)
Lineage: Eukaryota; Metazoa; Arthropoda; Insecta; Coleoptera; Cerambycidae
Exons: 6
Coding region: 56-802 (248 amino acids)
Source: RefSeq, a predicted model, not a curated record
AGGAACAUUAAUGUUAACGGACUAUAUAAUAAUGUUAUUAAAGAAAAUCUGAAAUAUGGAUGAGCAGAUUGCUAGCGCUUCAUUCAGUGAUUUAUUUGAUAAUAAUACAGACAGAAGUUGGAUAGUAACAAAGAAUGAAAAAGAUAAGGUAAAAGUUGCCCGUUCUACUGAAGAAGAAAUUGAUGAACUUUAUAGAACUAGGACAGACUGGCUAGUUAAAAAUGUAGACGAAGAGGAAACAGAACAGGAUUCCUCCGACGUAGUCUACAAAUGGCAGUUGCACGGUACAGCAAUGUUUUUUAUAAGGGACCUACUAAACUGCCCCACUAUAGAUAAUUAUUUCAUCUGCAAGAAUAUUCCCUUUGAAGAUGUAUUACUUUGUGGAACAGUUGUUUCCCUUUCCAGAUAUUACGAGAAGUGUUCUAUUGUUGUUGACGAUGGUACCAGUAAUAUCACAUGUAUAAUAAAACAAACUGAGCUUGCAGCUUUACAGUUGAGUGAAAAAGAAAAGCGGGGGCAUAUCGAGUUAACAGAGGCUCUUAAGGCAAAUCGUAAUGACCCAAUACUAAAGGCAAGAGCAAUUAUGAUGCGAGCGCUAAAAAAUUUAGUUAAGAAUACUCCCUCUUUUGAAGAGUUGAAAUUAGGUGAUAUUGUUACUGUCAUAGGAAGCCUUAGCGAAUAUAAAAAUAAUCGGUAUAUAUUCAUAAAAUCGAUUGAAAAGGAACAAGAAGACUCUCUUUAUCAUAUUAAAUAUUUAGAAGAGCUGCUUGAUUUGUACACAAACCGAUACGUAAAUUCAUAAAGGAAAAUGUACUUUUUCU